GUCCAAGCUAUCUACCCAACAAAAUGCCUCAACAAACAAUCAACGUAGCUUUAAAUAGCUGCAUGCCUUAUGACAAAACUAGCAAACGCUGGGGGGAACUAACUAAUGCAGCGACACAUUGUUUAGCCAGGGACAUGAUGCCUAUUCAGAGUGUGGAAAGAGGUGGUUUCAAAAAGAUGCUUAAAACGUUCAAUCCACGCUACAAGCUACCCACCAAGAAAUACUUCUCUAAAGUCGCCUUGUCCGCUUUAUAUGAAGGGAUCCGUACUGAGGUGUCAAAUGCGUUAUCUUCAGAGUGCGUCCACCACGGACAUGUGGUCAAGCCGAACAUCGGACCCCUACAUGAGCCUCACAAUACAUUACGUGGACAAAGACUGGAAGCUACAAAACAAGUGCCUCGAAACAAGUUUUUUUCCCCGAGGACCAUACUGGGGAAAAUAUAGCCAAAGUCUUAAAAGUGUUCCUCAGCUCAAACAAGUGUGUGUGAUGACAGACAACGGGGCCAACAUUGUGAAAGCCGUUGCACUCAACAACUGGACCAGACUUUCAUGCUUCAGACAUCGCCUGCACAUUGCAAUAGAAAGAAGUGUGAAGGACCCAAGGAUCAAACGGGCAGUUGGAGUGGGAAAGAAGAUUGUUGCUGCUUUUGGCCACAGCUGGAAGUGCCAGCAAGCUCUGCAGGCUGCCCAAAAGGAACUGGGCCUACCAGAACACAAACUCAUAACUGAAUGUUGCACUCAUUGGGGUUCAAAGCAGAGAAUGAUCCAACGGCUGCUGGAACAAGAAAAAGCUAUAACACAGGUCUUAGCAGCUGAUAAAACCACAAGGCACCUCAUGUUGACAUGGCAAGACAUUGAAGUGCUUGACUUGGUCAGCACUGCAUUGAGUCCACUCCUAGAGUUUACAGAUGCUUUCUCUGCUGAAGAGUAUGUAACCAUUUCAUGUGUUAAGCCUGUUCUUCAGAUGUUUAACAAUGACAUGUUAAAAGUAAAAGAAGGUGACACUGAGCUGACCAAAGACAUCAAAAUAGCAAUACUUGAUUACAUGAACAAAAGCUACAAAGACAGUGUCACAGAGAGGCUUGUUAACAUGGCUUCUUUCCUUGAUCCACGGUUUCAUAAAGAAUAUUUCUGUGAGAGUGAAAGCGAAGCCAUCAAAGUUCAAGUCAUGAGUGAACUAGAGCAUCUUGUGUCACACCAGGGUAACACAGCCACAGGUUUUUCAGAAACACCUCAUAUAUCUACUGAAGACCAAACAAGUCAGGGAGCUGUUAAAAAGCCAAAGAAGAGUCUCUGGAGUUUUUUUUGA
This is a messenger RNA of Haplochromis burtoni (Burton's mouthbrooder), 1308 nucleotides long. RefSeq names its product E3 SUMO-protein ligase ZBED1-like. The record is from RefSeq and is a predicted model, not a curated record. Lineage: Eukaryota; Metazoa; Chordata; Actinopteri; Cichliformes; Cichlidae. The coding region runs from base 253 to 1308 and encodes 351 amino acids. The transcript has 2 exons.